This is a messenger RNA of Linepithema humile (Argentine ant), 6196 nucleotides long. RefSeq lists its product as uncharacterized. The record is from RefSeq and is a predicted model, not a curated record. NCBI's taxonomy places the organism in Eukaryota, Metazoa, Arthropoda, Insecta, Hymenoptera, Formicidae. Gene Ontology annotation, cellular component: plasma membrane.
GUAUCAGAUAAGUUAACGCAGAACGGUGUCAUUUUUUUCGCGCCAUGCGGCCAUUUCUCGCGUAUAUCCUCUUCGUUCCCGAAUCGUUGAAUUUCUAGCGCGAUUCAAAGAAAUUGGGAUUAUUUUUGUUUUACGGAUGCGGGGGACUUUAGUACGCUACGAUGUGGGUUGCUCGAAGUGAGCGAUUCGAGUUGUGCGCCGAGGGUGCGUGCAUCUUUAACGAUUAUCGCUUCGAUUAUGCGGAUCGAUUGGAAUCGAAGGAUGCAUAACGGUGCAUACGAGCCAUUUUCUCGUUUGUAUGUGGCAAAAAUAGGACAUGGCUAGCGACGAUAAAUUCCUUCGGGAAGGUCGGGAGGAAGAUUGCAUAACGCCACGUUCCCUCCCUACAUCCAUUGCCACCUUCCAACCCUCCUCCUCGUUCUCCUUCUCCUCUCUCUUGCGCGCGCGCGCCUCUCGUCGUCCUUUUUCUCUCUAGCUUUUCGCGCCUCUUCUUCGGCGACAUGUCACUCGUAUCGAUAUCUAAUUAAAGCUAUUCGAUAAUCUUUUUUUAUCACACUCGCUGUCUGUCUACUCGGUUCCUGUAGGAGGCGUGCAGUAGUUCGCUCUCACGUCCCUCGUCCCGGCAUCCGGCGGCGAGGAAAGAUCGCACGCGACAUUGCGCGACAUCGAUCGGCGAGCGCCUCUUCUCUAUUUUUUUCCGUUCCGUCAAAAUUAUGUAAAAUAUAUCGGUACUGGACGCCGGCCAGAAACGUUACUGCUCGCCUGAAAAGUCGUUUCUGCUCGCUGGGAAGUCGUUUCUUCAUUAGGACGAAAAGAGGAAGAUCAUCCACACACGGUUAUCGGAACCAGAAGACCGCCAUUCGCGGUGCACGACAAGCAAACGUGACACGAGGGGGGACCAUGAACGCUACCACGAACGACCUUCCGGUGCGGCGAUGUAGCGCGACGUGCCUCGCGUGACUCACGCUGAUCUCGGGUAAAAGUUUCGGCCUCCUUCUUCACCCCCCGUGUAAGUAAGUAACCGCGGCGACCGGUGCUCAAUCCACCAACGGUGCAACGCGCUGGCCCGUCUUUCUCCCACUCGACACCCCCCCACAUCCGCGGGGUACAAUCCUUACGACGAGGACACGCACACCAGGGUGGCACGAUAGUAUGACGGUGAUGCUGCUGCAACGUUCAGUCACCCCGCAGUCGACGCACAGCCAAAAGACAGCGACGAAGGACUGCAGCGCGAAGCCGCCCUUUCUCUUUCUACUGGAGGACGACCGUGAGGAACAUCGGCACUCGACCGAUACCAACACCACGACAACUACAAAUAACAACAACAAUAACAACAAUAAUAACAACAAUAGCAUCAACAAUAACAACGUUUUCAAGAGGGACGCUGAAAGGAGCAGCCACGAUCACGCCGCCGACGAGGCGCCGUCGUCGGUGACGUCCCAACGGCUCGCCGGCGGUGGUCAGGACGUCGCGAUGCGAUAUUACCGUCUCUGGAUCUACGCCUGUAACCUGGUGCUGUUCGGUAGCGCGGUCGGCUUCGCCGCCGCGGUGUCGCAGACCCUCCUGUUCAGCGGCGACCCGCGUCGGUACGUGGUGCCGGGUGUGCCUCGUGCCUACGACUUCACCGCGGUCUACGGCUACUUGGCGCUCGCGGGACAGCUAGGCCUGGUGCAGCUGCUCGGCUGUAUCGCCGCCAGACGACUCAGCGCUCGUCUACUCCACUGUUACUGGAUUGUGCUGCUGUUACUUUUGUUCGGCGACGCUAUCAUCGGCGUCUUCUGGAUCUUCCAUUUCGAAAAAAUGCGCGCUGAGCUCAGGCCCACGCUCAGGCUGCGUUUGCAGGUGGACUACGGAAAAGAGCCGCGAUUCAGCGAGCAAUGGGAUCGGCUGCAACGGGAGUUUAUGUGUUGCGGGGUGACCGGGCCCAGAGACUUUGUUCCGCGCUGGCCGCAGACCUGCUGCGGGCCCAGCGUGAACGCGAGUGAACCCUGUCAGCAUCCGUACGGACGUGGCUGCGAGGAGACGCUCAUACGUUGGCUCAGGAAGACGGCGGACUUGCUAUUUGUUCUGGGCUUUUGCGUCAUCGCCUUCGCCAAACUCUGCUUUCUCGGUAUACUGCGUUACGAGAUACGGGAGAUGAUACAGAAGAUACGACUACUGAGGGAACCGCCGCCACCGACCACGUUCGCUCAGCCGCCCUUCACUCAAGUGUUGCCGGAGACGGCCAACAACGGCAGCAUCGUCAGACGUACGACUCUGCCCAACGCGGUCGUACCUUCCGCCAACGCAUCAUUGUUGCUGCAAUCGGAUGAAUGCAGCACCGGCCGGCAUCCGCUGCUGGCGAACAAUUUGCAGGACGGUGGUGCGGACAGUGACACCAACAGCCACUGCGCAUUGAUACUCGAAGAGACGACGCCCACCUCGGCGAACAACCACAACAGCUGCACGGCCGGCGGCGGCCGUGAGAAGAGCAACGGCAACAACAACUACGAGAUGCGUGAGUUCAACCGCAGGUUGCUGCUGUCGAACGGCGCCAGCCCGGGCACCGGCGUAACCGUGACGGGCGGUCAGAGUAGGCGCACCUGACUAUGGAGAUGGUGGCGAAACACCUCGAACCGUUUCCUAUACAGGAGCAAUCGGCGACGCGCCGACAUCCCGCUAUACAAAUAAAACAUCCUCUCUCGAGUGUUUUAGUUUCUUUUUCCAAGAGAGUAAAACACGCACGGACACACACGUACACGCAUACAUGCAUACACAGCGGGUUACCUGGCUGGUCCGACAAGCGGCGAGGAAAGCGCUAUCGCGUCGACGCGAUCGACGAGAGUAAAGGGGGUUGACAACUACUGCAACAGCUUGUCUUUUCUUAGUUUCCCCCUUCUACCGGUAAUGCACGGUUGAUACGCAAAUACUCUGGGAGAGAUCGUGGCGACGGACGGCGUUGGACGGCGUGAAGACACACACGGGAGACCAAGUAUUCGCGAAUCGAUAUCACGGUGGAAUUGUAUAUUAACGAAAGACCAAAUCAAAACACAUACAAUAGUGAGAUUAUCUCCAUUUUGUAAGGCAGAACUCGCGAAGAAGAGUUUAAGUUUGCGAUCGUUUGAUUCGUCGUGGAAGAACGACGCUCAAUCGAGAAGCGCGAUAUAAUCGAGGCCGAUGUGAAACGUCAUUGCCCUAUGAUUCCUUAAACGAGCGACGAGCAGCUCACCUCGCGCGAAAGAUAGUCGAAAGAACGGUUCUAUUUACAGGCUCAUAUUUUCUCGACGGUUGUACGCUAAUUUCGUCACCGUCGAUAUCUCGUGUUACAGAGGGUGCACGCUAAUUUUAAAUGAUCGUUGGACACACUUUCCUUCAUCUCUUUUACAAACCGCGUUAAACACUUCUCCGUGAGCUUUCGCUGUAUUUGUGCGCGCCCAAGUUACAUCGUGAGUUGCUCAUUAACUGCCCUGAACUCUCUUCGCAAGUGUACACCUUACAUACAUGUCUUUCCGUCCUCGCAUGGUCGGUGUGUAACUACUUUUGUAGAUUUAUUUUUAGCCGUAAAAGUUUUCUUACGCUUCCUAUAUCCGAACAAAGCGAGUCAUCGAUCGCAUCAUCAGUGUACGGAAUAUCAUACGUCCAUCGUGCCGUUUCUCAUGGGAAAAACGUUAUAUGCGUGUCACUGCAGUUAAUACGUCACAGUCGAAUAUAAUCGUCGUCGUCUAUAAAUGGCAUACAGUUUUCUACAUUUCGCAGUUGGGUUGUCUUGGUAUCCAACAGUUUUGCGACUUGAUUAAAUGUUUCAUUUGGUAAUCGGAUCGCAAACUUGUCUGAAACACGAUGGCGUUAUUUCAGUAAUAAUACAAUUCUACUUCUUUGUAUUCCGCACUGCAGAGAUGUCUGUGUCUCUCUCUCUCUCUUUCUCUCCCUCCCCCCAUCUUUUGUCCCUCAAUCUUUCGGAGAUCCUUUAAAUAUCUUUUGCUAUUAACAGAACGCUCGGCAGAAGGAGAAAACUUUAGUUAGUAUCAGCGUUAAUCAACAUUGGCGCGAGUCCUAAAAUAACUCAAUUCAACACUCAUUAACAACUUUUGUUCUCUUUAAGACUUGAAUUCGAGACUAUAGCGAGACUUUACACGCUCGAUUCUCUUAAUAAUGCAGAGAAUCUGUGUAUCUAUCCGAACAAGCAAAUUGUGGAUACAUUGCCGUUUAACUAACCUUGCGAUUUUAUGCAUAAAACUUUGCAAUGAAUAGUUUUGAAUAGUUUUGAAAGAUAAUAGUGUAAAAUACUACUGCCAAAUUUGAUUCCCCUUCCUUCAUUGAUUAAAGGCGGGCGAGCGAGAAGGAGAGAGAAGUUUCCGAUGUAGGCGACGAUUGAACAAUUCCUAAUUACUUUUACAUACGCAUUUACAUCUAACGAAACAAACGUCACGCAAGUAAUUUGUACCGAUUUGUUCCUUGUAACUAGAUCUCCGUUAUUGGGCCGAAACAGCGUGGAGUUGGCUGUUAUUUUACGCUUUUCCAUGUUUUAAAUUGAUUCUUUCCCUUUUGGCACACGUUAUCAAUACGUUUGGCUGAUCCCAAUAAUGAAGAUCCGUCUUAUAAGCGACAAAGACGUCACAGACGCAACACUCGGAAUAACUGGCUUCCUAGCUAGGAUUAAAGGAAUCUUAGGGUUAUACAUAUUUAAUGGGGAUGCAAUGAUAACAGAUACAAAUACUACAGUAGGCUGUACAUACCGGCAUAUAAUAAAUAAUACUAAGUGUCGAUCGUCUGCUUAAGGAGAAAACCGUGACAUUAUCCGUUAAUUGUUCGAAACGCACAUCUGUGCCGAUGCUACCGAACAAGACACUUUACGUUGAUCCGUCUGUGUCGCAGUUGGAUGUACGUGUCUCUCGAUAUCUGAUAUUUCACAUCUCCAACUAUAAACAACACUAGUCUGGACAACAGGGUAAUUAUUAAUCACGAAAGGUUGCCUGAACGUUUCAUAGGCCAGCAUUAGCCAAGUGAAAUAUUGCACGUCAUCACGAUUAAAUGUGCAGGUAAUUGUUUCCUUUCAUUCUUUCGAGAAAAAAAGAUUUCUUUUACCGACAGCGCGCAAAUUCCAUCAUUUUUUCUUAAUCAGACCAUCGAAUUAUUGUUGAAUGUAAACACAAGCUAACGUAACAUAAUAACGUCAAAGCUUACACCUCGCAGACACACAGCCUCUGCCACUAAAUGUAUAUAAAGAUGUUAUAUACAACAGAUAGCGACUAAUCGUUUUUUAAUUAACUAGCCGAGAAAAAAAUAUCUUCGGAAAGAAAAAGGAACAACGUGUAUCACACUUCGGACAAAUGAGAUACCUACUUCAAAUUCGCUUUGGUUGUUGUAUCGAUGUACCAUCUGCUAGAAAUGAAAGAAGCGACAAGUUUUUUAGGUCUUUAUAUUUUAUUCGGACGAUACAUCCCGAUGUUAUACAACCACAUUGCAAGAAAGACUUGAAAGUUUAAACGAGCAUAGCGAUUUGUAACGAAAUUGGUAUCCAAAUGUAAUAUACAAAUUGAAGAGAGUGGAAGACAGGGAGCUUUGAAUAGUGCCUGCUUAAAAUCCAAUUUAUUAUAUCUCAGACAAUUAGGUAUGAUCGAAUAAUUAGACUUUGCGACAUAGCACGUCGGAUCUGAAUUGAGAAUCUCAACAGUUAAUGUAUAAGAAACUUUUCUAAAUAAUACUGCAAAAAUAUGUAUAUGUAUAUCUCACAAUUGAUUCAAAUAUCGAAUGCUUGAUUUAAACAUCUGUUUGUACACUAAUAUAUAUGUAUGUAAAGCCGAUAUCUCCCUCUUUUAAGCAUACGUUCCUUGUCUUUGAGGAUCAAUACAUUUCCGGUGCGCGUGCAAUGUCGCAAAUGAGACAUUUCAUAGAGUGAUCGUAGCGCGAUACUGGAAGAAAAGUAUGCACAUCCAAAGGCUUUGAUUACUUUAAUAUUGUACAAAGACGAUCCAUGACGAAGCAAAGUGUAUUUAUGAAGACUGUUAGUGAAGAAGAACGGACACUAAACAAUUAUAUGUAGUUACGAAUUACGAUUGAGCUCAAUAGCGCGCGUUUUACGUUGAUGAACCUUUCAUAAAUGCCGUAACAAGCUUGCGUAUUUAAUUAAGUUAUGGAGAUACGCGCCGCCGAUUGCAAUGGCCGUAUUUCAUAUAGGGUUUGCUAUUCUAUAAAGCGUUUGUUAAUACACACCGUA